UCCUCAUUUCGUUACUGGUUUUUUUUCAAGUGACGUCUUUCAUGGAUGAAAUGUACGGAUUUUACUCCACCGGAGAUCAGCACGUUGACAACGCCUUAAUGUCACCGGAGAACAUGAUCCUUCCAUCCGAUUAUCAGGCCCGGCUUUGUUUAUCCGAUCGGGUUCCGGCGUUUGGAUCCGACGAGUUAAUCUCCCUCGCCUCCGCCAUCUCCGAAGCCACUUCUAUCACCCCUAAAAUUCAACGAGAAGUGGACAUUUCAAACGUGAUCAAAGCGAAAAUCGCUUCUCACCCUUAUUAUCCUCGUUUGCUUGAGGCUUAUAUUGAUUGCCAGAAGGUCGGAGCACCACCGGAGAUGGCGAGGAUAUUAGACGAACUUCUGACGGUGACCGAUGUUAACAAGCGGGAUAUAGUGCGUACUUGCUUGGGAGCCGAUCCUGAGCUCGACGAGUUCAUGGAAACUUACUAUGAUGUGUUGGUGAAAUACAAAUCUGAUCUUUCAAGGCCUUUCGAGGAAGCGACCACUUUUCUAAACAAGAUUGAGACGCAGCUUCGAAAUCUCUGCAGGGGUGCCUACAUUGCAGGCCCUUCUGAUGAUGGUGCUGAAUCAUCGGACGAAGAUGUUAGCGGAGGCGAAGGUGAAGCAGGUCUGAAAGAUCAUCUUUUGCGUAGAUUUGGGAAUCAUAUUAGCCGCUUGAAGAUGGAGUUCUCAAAGAAGAAGCAGAAGAAAGUCAAACUGCCGAAAGAAGCAAGACAAACAUUGUUAGAGUGGUGGAACGUUCACAACUAUUGGCCAUAUCCAACGGAAGAUGAUAAGAAAGCAUUGGCUGAAACAACGGGACUGGACCAGAAGCAGAUCAACAACUGGUUUAUAAAUCAAAGAAAGCGCCACUGGAAACCAUCCGAAACCUUCCAAAUCUUUUUAGAUCAAGUCUGA
Molecule: messenger RNA, 935 nt
Organism: Hibiscus syriacus
Lineage: Eukaryota; Viridiplantae; Streptophyta; Magnoliopsida; Malvales; Malvaceae
Product: homeobox protein knotted-1-like 6
Exons: 5
Coding region: 42-935 (297 amino acids)
Biological process (GO): regulation of DNA-templated transcription
Cellular component (GO): nucleus
Molecular function (GO): DNA binding; DNA-binding transcription factor activity, RNA polymerase II-specific
Source: RefSeq, a predicted model, not a curated record